GGUGAAACCGUUAUUAAACUUGGAACUGAACAUCUUAGUUAUAUUAUUCCUUGCGUGGACAAUUUUCACAUUAUUGGAUGCUUCGCUUUAACUAAGCAAUGGAAGCUACUGCUAUAUAUGAUGAUGAUGACAGAGUUUAUCAUUAAUGCACCGACAUUGUUAGCUCAAAAUAUUGGGAUCACAAAUUCGGUUAUUCAUGCAAAAUGGGUUGUUGUGGCUAAGAAUGAUGAUUCUUAUUAG
Messenger RNA from Funneliformis mosseae, 240 nucleotides. NCBI's taxonomy places the organism in Eukaryota, Fungi, Glomeromycota, Glomeromycetes, Glomerales, Glomeraceae. The record is from the annotation of a GenBank genome assembly.